AUGUUGUGUGAAAUAAGUAUAUGGGGUAAUUUUAUAACAACAUGGAUGGCAUUAAGUUUAAUCGCAUUCGUUGUCCUACUCUUCUCUUCGGGUACGAUAUUUUAUCGUUACUACGUCAAUAUUACCUAUGAAAAAUGGUUAAAAAAAUCGAAUCCAAAAUAUCCAUCUCCCGAAAGUAUUCGUAUGGAAAUUAUUAUGAUGACAAAAGGAAUGUUAUCUGCCACUUUAUGUCCAUCAAUAGCUCUUCAUUUGAGUCAACAACGUAUGUCACAAGGUUAUUGUGGUGUCAAUGAAUAUGGAUGGAAAUAUUUAGUACUCAGUUUUUUUAUUAUCUGGAUAGGAACAGACUUUUUUGAAUUUUUCUAUCAUCGAAUUGGUCAUACAAUUGAUUAUUGUUGGAAUGUGCACAAGUCUCAUCAUCAAUUCUAUAAUCCUACACCAUUUGCUGUCAUUGCUGAUGAAUAUACUGAUCAAUUUGUACGAGCAUUACCAUUGGUGAUUCUUCCAAUAAUAAUGCCAAUUAAUAUGGAUUUACUUUUCUUUGAGUUUGCAAUAUUUUUUUAUGGUUAUGGUGUUUAUCUUCAUUGGGGACAUGAAUUAGAUUAUCCGGAUGCUCAUCAUCCUAUAAUAAAUACAUCAUUUCAACAUUAUUUACAUCAUGCUGUUUCAAUUAAAAAUAAACCGUAUCAUACGGGGUUCUUUUUUAAAUUAUGGGAUCAAUUAUUUGGAAGUAUUUACGAUCAAAAAUGUUUUUGUGUCAAAUGUGAAGUGAAAAAUGGAAAUCGAACACAUGAGCAAUAUUUGAAAGUGGACAAACCAGACUACUCAGUAUUAUUGAAUAUUAAUUUUUGGAAAAAAGCAAAAUUUUAA
Didymodactylos carnosus is the source of this 870-nucleotide messenger RNA. The record is from the annotation of a GenBank genome assembly. Lineage: Eukaryota; Metazoa; Rotifera; Eurotatoria; Philodinida; Philodinidae.